Rhinichthys klamathensis goyatoka is the source of this 518-nucleotide messenger RNA. RefSeq lists its product as uncharacterized. Bases 65 to 295 code for a protein of 76 amino acids. NCBI's taxonomy places the organism in Eukaryota, Metazoa, Chordata, Actinopteri, Cypriniformes, Leuciscidae. The transcript has 3 exons. The record is from RefSeq and is a predicted model, not a curated record.
AAGCUCAGAUUCCAACAGACAGCUGGACAACAGUGACACUGCAACACCGAAACACAGAUCCACAAUGAAGGCCUUGUUCGUCCUGUUCCUGUUGCUGCCUCUCUGCAUGGCGGAUCAUUCCAUCGAUUGCUAUGGGGAGGAUUUCCUGAUGGUGAGGAACAUGGUCCUGCACUGCAAAAGUAAAGUUCCUCAGGCCUGCUACACCAGAGUGACUGGAGAGAAGGGCUGCGUCAGCAUGGACUUCUGUCAAAGGAAAGGCUGGAAAUGCUGUUUUGAAAGCAAGUGCAAUGCUUGAUCUUCACACUAACAGCCAGCUUCCUUCAUCACCAUCCUUCUUUAUUUUCCAACACCAAUGCAACAAUGUGACUUUAAAAAAAGAAGAAGAAAAUUGUGACAAUCAGACUGUGAUUUCGUGUUCUUAAUGUAGAAAUCGGCUUGUUUACGUGCAUUCUCAUAAUACAGUGAAGAAAUAGUAUUAAUCAUCCUGAAAUCAACAAAUAAAUCAAGGUUUAUUGGUA